AUGGCCACAGACACGGCCAAACAGGUCCCUUUCGUCAACUGGGGCAUCAGUUCCACGGCGAGCAAGAGAAACACCAUCGGCGUCUUAGGCCUCAUCAUCGGCUGCCCGACCUUGGUGAUUCUGAACUGGAUCGCACUUGAGCAGUAUAGAGGAUCUUUGACAGGUGCCAUUCGGGCCGCAUUUUCUCAGGGGCCGAUUCGUUUCCUUGUUCACAAUCUCCCACGCCCGACCGUAGUGACAUUUGCUGGCUAUGUCGCUUGGCUGCUCUUGCAGACUUUGCUGUAUGGAGUGUUGCCAGGUGCAAAAGCGUUCGGUCAACGCACACCAGGAGGCAAUCUCCUCAGCUAUACCACGAAUGGCCUCGCGGCUUGGGCAGUCACGCACAUCCUGUUCCUCUCAGCCUCCGUGCUCGGCCUUAUCGAUCCAGCCAUGAUCGCCAAGCAUUGGGAAGGCCUCUUGGUCAUGGUCAACGUGUACGGCUUCUUCCUGGGAUUCCUCGCCCAGAUCAAAGCCUACUGGUUCCCUUCGCACCCCGAAGACCGCAAAUUCAGCGGCUCCUGGAUCUCCGACUUCUGGGCUGGCGUCGAGCUCAACCCACGAUUUGGCGAGUACUGGGACUUCAAGUUCUUCCACAACGGACGCCCUGGUAUCGUUGCGUGGUCAUUGAUCGGUCUUUCGUGGGCGGCGUAUCAAUACCAGACUCUUGGACACGUCACCGAGUCGAUGUUAAUCGUCCUCAUUCUCCAAACCACCUACGUCGUCGACUUCUUUUACAACGAAGACUGGUACCUCAGGACCAUCGACAUCAGCCACGAUCAUUUCGGACUUAUGCUGGCGUGGGGAGAUAGCACUUUCUUGCCAACAUUCUACACCCUGCAAUUCCAGUACUUGGCACGAUACCCAACAUAUCUCACCCCAAUCCAAGCAGCUGCCCUCGUCGCCCUCGGCUUCUUCGGCUACGCCAUCUUCCGCGAGUCUAACUAUCAAAGAGACCACGUCCGUACGAACCCAGACUCCGCACGCAUCUGGGGCCGCAAAGCAACCUUCAUCACCUGCAGCUACCGAACCGCAGACGGCAAAGUGCACGAUACUCUUCUCCUGACGUCCGGCUGGUGGGGUCUCGCGAGACACUCGAACUACCUCGCCGAUCUGGUGCAGACAUGGGCUUGGUGUGCGACGUGCGGGUUCAAGAAUAUCCUGCCUUGGUCAUACUUCAUCUACAUGUGCAUUCUGCUGUACCACCGCAGCCAGAGGGACGAAAGGAGGUGUCGCAACAAGUAUGGGGAGAAGUGGGAGGAGUAUUGUCGGGUUGUGCCGUAUCGGAUCAUUCCUUUUGUUUACUGA
Messenger RNA from Zasmidium cellare ATCC 36951, 1344 nucleotides. RefSeq lists its product as uncharacterized. Gene Ontology annotation, cellular component: endoplasmic reticulum membrane. Gene Ontology annotation, biological process: brassinosteroid biosynthetic process; cholesterol biosynthetic process. The record is from RefSeq and is a predicted model, not a curated record. The transcript is spliced from 2 exons. The coding region runs from base 1 to 1344 and encodes 447 amino acids. Gene Ontology annotation, molecular function: 7-dehydrocholesterol reductase activity. Lineage: Eukaryota; Fungi; Ascomycota; Dothideomycetes; Mycosphaerellales; Mycosphaerellaceae.